Orbicella faveolata is the source of this 5397-nucleotide messenger RNA. RefSeq names its product histamine H2 receptor-like. Gene Ontology annotation, biological process: G protein-coupled receptor signaling pathway. Gene Ontology annotation, molecular function: G protein-coupled receptor activity. Gene Ontology annotation, cellular component: membrane. NCBI's taxonomy places the organism in Eukaryota, Metazoa, Cnidaria, Anthozoa, Scleractinia, Merulinidae. The record is from RefSeq and is a predicted model, not a curated record.
UUAACCGUAGAAAUAAAGCUGCGUUUUUAAAUUUCUUCGGUGUAGUGUGGACGGGCCCUGAGCUUCUCAUAAAGAUAAUAGAGUUCCGUCGAUUCUCUCCGGUUUAAAUACCAGGCGAGGUUACUGAGCAAUACAACUUACCACUUGAGAGAGAAAGUUGGUAUAUCCUUGCUUAGAGGAACACAUUGUGCAUUUUUAGGGCUUCUCGGUCCCUUAACGCUGCUGUGUUGCGUUGAUGCAUACGGCAUAAUCGAGUGGAAUUUUUGCACGGAAGUUUUAAAUUUAUGAAAAUGUUGGAACCGCUUUAGUGCGCGUUUUUGAUAAGGUUGCGAGUGUUUGUUUAGUUAAGACAAAUUUGGGGCGAAAUUUUAAAAGAGAUUAUAUUCUGGCGAAAAUUUUUAACAUUAAACUUCCUCGCAGAGUUUGCUAUGCUGUUAAUUAUGUAUUCUUACGCUACCUGCAAGUUUGCGAACUUCCGAAACCAGUAAAAUUUGACUUCAAGACCAACUUAAAUCUAUUAAUGGAAAGUUGUUUGCAACUAAGCGUCGUAACAGGAAGCAUUUUAAUGUUUUGCAGCUGAUUUAAUGUGUGUUCUGUAAAUAGCUGCUGUUGCGUGUCUUGUUUCAUGACGCCAGAAGUCUACAGGAAAACUACAUGAUAAUAAAAAUUUGUGCUUUUUAGGCUAAUGGCGAUGAAACCCUUUUUAAAACUUAUUGAAAGAAAUUGUAUCGUCGCGGUUUCACUCCCGGCCGAUAUCAAAGUUCUUACACCAAAUGUAGUGACGCUUCUCUAAAAUCUCUGGUCUUUUUUUUUUUCUUUCUUUCUUUUUUUAAAAAUACCUUCUAUGCAUUUUAACAUGUAAUGAUUUGUUCAGUAAUUACGGAUCAUUUACACGACAGUACUUGCGAUAAAAGUGGUACGAUUGUCAAAAAAAAAAAUGAUCCAGUACGGAUACAUUUCGUUGGGUAACUGAGCCAUAUUCACCGGUGCUUUGACUCCUUUUCCAUUCUGUCGUGUAAAUGGACCUUAAGUGCCUUCUUAUUGAAGCCUUACUUUAGUGCCUUCUUAUCGUACCACGCUAACGACCGGCAAAAUCCUCUUCUAACAAAUCAAUAAUGACCUAAUUUACAAUUAUCUUGUGGUGAACUUGCUAUAUUUGCCUUCUCGUUGUGAGGAUAAUUUUAGAAAUUAUCUAAAGACUCGUGAAUUAAACGAAGAUGAUUUAUCGCGACAGCAUGAUCAGAGCGCAUUAGAGCUCCUAUUAAAGCAUCUACAUAACAAUAGAGUUAGUUUAGUAGCUUUAGUUUAUUUUAAACAGCUUUUUCCUGGGCAGGCUUCCUCUUUAUGUCUAGUAACCCUGCUAUAUUAAUUUCUUUUUGCUGCUGCAAAAUUUGUCUACCUUGCUAGAAUUGUAAAGUACAGCAUUAGCCAUAGGUACAAGUGUCGCUCAAGUAGGGGGCUGUUGUGUUAAGAGCCAUGUACAUAGACCUUAAUUUGAAUAUCGUUUUUUUUAUUCGUUUUCCUUCGAGUUAUCUUUUCCUCUCUAACCACAAUUUUUCAGCGUAGAAUCUUUUGAUACAAUCCGAAAAUAUAUAAAACCCGGGAAAUGGCCUAUAUAACCCUAAGGUUUGAGCAGAGCCAAAAUUUGCUGCAAAAUUUGAAACUCACGAUAGACUUAUAUGAAAGCCGUUUUCGCGUGCUUUAUUUAUCAUCGCGAGAAAUAUAGUGUAUGACUUCAUCACGAGUUUCGCACACAAAGCCUUAAAGAAGGUUCAAUGCAUAUUUUAUUAGGAGAAAAAGAGCUUUAAACCUUGGAGGUUUUCGUAUUGAUCCUUAAGAGUGCCGCCGAAUAUUUCUAUUCAAUUAAACAGCCAACGUCACUGUAAAAACGUCAUUUCCAUUUUUCCACCACGUAUUUUAAAAUACAUUCUGAACUUGAUAGCUUUGUAGUAAAACCGCCUGGCAGCCAAACUCAAGACUCACAGAGGCUAUUUGUUCAGCCUACCCUUUUUAAAUAACAAUUAUUUCAUUUCAAAAACGCAGAACAAAAUUCGUCGCAUGCUAUUUGCCUACUUUUUUCCGAAAUUAUUUAUGCCAAGUAGGGCUAGAAAAUAAUCAUUUCGCUUUUUUACUGGGUUGAAUAGAGCUAGAUUUUGUAAGAAACUAACCCAAAAAAAACUGAAUGAAAUUCAGCCAUGUUAGCUUUCCGCCACUUAAUCUUUCUUAAUGUUACUUAACAUUCAAGGAAAGGUGUAGGCCGGCGGAUAUCUUCAGCAAAUAAAAUCAUUAAAUUCUGUCGAAUUUGACCACCUUGGAUCACACCUUUUCUGACAAAAUUAUUUUCCCGUGAGCCGAAAUCUAUGGUACGCGCCUUGUGCCUAGCAUUGUUGAAUUUCUUUCAAUUAAGUACGAGGUUACAAAAUUUAUUUUUUUCUGGCAAAGGUUUGCACCUUUUAUGUCACUUUUAGUUGAACACUAAUGCAAACUGUGAGAUUGAAGUUUUGGUGUGGUCGCCAAGAAAACGAAAACAACUGUCACUUUGAAAUCUAAAUAACAACUGGAAUGAUUAAUAUAUUGGCCAUUUUCGAACGGGUGAACGAGAUAAAAAAGAAAGUUAUUAAUGCCUUUUGACAGCGGAGAGGCUGAAACUAAUUUGUCCUUAUACAAAGCGAGAAAGGAAAUUUAAUCUCAGCAAUGAUUAUCUGUUGCCCAUGUCUGAAUAGUGUAAAUUUACGAGAAAGAUGCCGUGUCGAUUCUUCCUGACAAAUCGAUGUUGGCUUUGAAAGGAAUUGACAUCCGCCCAAUAUCUCCUUAUUGUACUUUUAGCCAAUGAGAUAAAGGCAAUGCAGGUAACACGGACAGACCACUUUCUAUAUCACUAGGUGGUCAAACAAAUCUUGGUCAAACUUCAUACACUGUACACGGUUGUCUUGGUAUCCAAAGCGUUCUCGAGAAGAAUUAAAUUGUAAUCUUGAACCACACAAUAUUAGUGCUUAGGUUUUGAAUUAGUGUUGAGCAGGAAAGGGCGAAGCAAUUCUCUUUAGAACUCGACCGUGGCAGAUGGCUGCACAAAUCGCUCAGUUGGAGAAGUUACUUCGACCUUGCCAACACAUCUAUGCCCAGUUUAACUUUACAGCAUUGCAAGGGCUAGAUGUGAAUGAGACUAGAUCCGUAUUACCUUUGCUAUUUGGAAAUUACUCGCUUUGUGUGAAAUACUUGGAAGGAAAGGCAACCUAUCCGUCACCCGAGUGGACAACAGAGGCAACAGUUGUACCGUCUUACAAGCGCCCAAUCCUUUUAACAUACUUUGUGCUCAUCGCAGUGUUAGGAUUGGCCAUUAAUCUGUGCGUGAUCGGUACAAUAUGUCGCGUCCGAAGACUAUGGACCAUCACGAACGCCUUCGUCUUGAGUCUGGCAAUGGCCGACUUCUUCAUGGCAAGCGUCUUGGUCCCGAUUUACAUCUGGUCCCUGUACCACCCUGGCCAGGACACGGUCAAAGACACGUUAUUCCCUUUACUAGGCGUCGCGUCGCUCCUAAACCUUGCCGCGGUGACGCUGGAGCGUUUUCUAUCGAUUUCGUUCCCACUGACCUAUGACGCGUACCUGACCCGUUUUCGCGCCACAAUCAUCAUAACCUCUUUAUGGCUCGUAUCAGUGUUCCAAGCACUACUGCAGUUUGCAUUUAAGAACAAAUCUCGUCGAAUUCAAACCCUGUACGAGGAUCUGCGAUUCGCCUUCGCAUUUGGUCUGCCGUGUUUGUGUAUCCUGAUUGUGAACAUUAACAUUUACUACGUGGCGAGAAAACACGCGAGGCAGAUCAACGCUUCGAAUCCGCAGGGUCAAAGUGGAAGCUCGAGCCGUGCUUUCCUAAAGAAGCUGAAGACGGUGAAAAUCAUCGCUCUUCUUGUGGGUACAUUUGUGGUAACUUGGCUUCCGUAUUUUAGCCUGUCCAUCUAUGAGCACCAUACUGCCUACGGGGAAACAACAGCAAGCUUCGACGUGGCCUUGAAAGUAGCUGAAGCGUUAGCGUGUGGAACCGCCCUGUUCAACCCACUGCUGUACGGAUUGCUUCGAAAGGACGUGCGAGAGGCCAUGGUGAAAGGACUGAAGUGCCAGAAUGUGAAUCAAACUGAACUAGAAAGUAUUUCAUACAGCUUUCGAACAGAUCCGAACAAAAUAGGGCCGAGUAAAUGAAAACGCAUCUGUUAAGACACUUGCCUCCUCGGCCCGACUGAAACUUCUAAGGGAUUGUGUUGUUGGAAUAAGAAAACAAAAAACAAAGCGCUUCAAAAUUCCCAUGAUUUAUCGAUCAGGAUCCAUUUAUUGAAUCUUUUGGAAUUCUGUAACCGAGCAUUAAAUCUUAAACUUAUCGUUUAUAGUGUGAGUCGAAAUGUUUCCUUUUAGACGAAACUUUUCUGGAAUUAAUAGAUUUAGACAAAUGUAGACUGAACUAAUAUGAACUAUGGUGCAAAAUAAUGAGUUUUGCGAAGUUAGUUUUUAAAUGGAGUUAAUCAGAUUGUAAAUUAACCAACGAAAAACCAAAGGUAGAAGUUUUCAUCCUAAGGGUAAAUGCAGCGUUAGCAGGUCAUGUCUCUAGUAAACGGCUCUUUUGUCAAGUAAGUUGAACUGCAUGUAACAAAAACUCUCGUUAAGGUAGAAAAGUCAUAUUUAUUGCUCAAAGAAAAUUUCGGCCUCGUGUGAAUGGGUAAUAUAAUGAGGAGAGGGGUUAUUCUUUUAUGUACAGUUUGAACAAAAAGACUUGCCUAUUAACACGUACGAUUGCAGUCUUUUUGUAUGUUUAUGUAUUAGAGGAAAUUAAAGAACAUGUGCGUUCUAAUGUGUUCAAAACUAAUGUAAUAUAUUCUUUGUGUGCCGAUGUUUGCGAACACGAUUUCAAUAUCCAGUACGUUUUAUUUGAAGCAUACAUCCCUCCUUUAGGCAUUAUUGUAAAUGACAAAAUCAGAAGAUGAAGGCAAAAUGACUUUAUUCAUUAGGGAUGGAUUGAAAACUAUGUAAAUAAGUGGUUGUGUAAUACAAUAACGUUUCUCGUUCAUCUGUUAAGCGAGUUCUUUACACAAGUGUCACUGGCCUUUAUUUAAAGCCAGUGUAUUGUCUCAAAAUUGUCAUUUAAGAAAUACAAUCUAUAACUUUUAAUUUCGACUUGUAUUCACUGUUUACAACAAGACGCAAUUUGAUGAGGAGUAAUUACUUUCAGUGCAGACGCAAAAUUAUUCAAAAGAUUGUUUAGCUAGUCAGACUAAUCAAUAUUUGCCUUGAGGAUCCGAAAUCAUUAUGGAACCUAUAAAAAGUCAGUUUAAGCCGACAAAGUUAACAAACAUUAAGGAAAAAAUGUUUUUAACUGUGCAGUGAAAAUGAUUAUAACGAAAUUGAAUUGUA